Molecule: messenger RNA, 3942 nt
Organism: Adineta ricciae
Lineage: Eukaryota; Metazoa; Rotifera; Eurotatoria; Adinetida; Adinetidae
Source: the annotation of a GenBank genome assembly
AUGUGGUCAUUCGUUAUCAUACUUUCAAUUCUAGUUCCACUUGUCGCACCGAUCAAUGUCAGUGCACGUAUGAUCAAUCAAACCACAGCGAAUAUCUCGUGGAUUUAUCCGUUGGAUUCCAAUAAUCCUGAUGAUAUAGCAUUACUCGGUGGAAUGAUCAAGGGAUUCUAUGUGAUUGUCUUCGCACCGGAUUCGAUUCAACCACCCAUUGUUCAUCGAAACUAUGAAGGCACCAUUGGUACUCAAUACUGGGAUAUUGUUGGUAAUUUAACACCUGGUACAACUUAUCACGCUCAAGUGAAAGCAUUUACCAAGAAAGGUGAUGGCAAACCAAGUGUACCAUACAUAUUCACAGUAGCCAAAGAUGAUUUCGAACAUCCAUCACCAACCGAUCUAGAAGCAUAUGUUGUCGAUGCUAACACGUUAAGUGUCACAUGGGAUUUGCCUGGCGAUCUACAUAACAUUGAUAAAAUCUAUAUUACUGUUACCGAACUCGGCGAAACGAAUCGAACGAUUCAAACACAAUCGUUUGAUAAGACAAUUAAGAAAUUUGAUAUUCAAAUUAAUGAUAAAGACCCAAACAGUAUUCAUACAAACACAACCGUUCAGUUUGCGGCGCGUUAUUGCGAUCACAGUGGUCAAAAUUCGUCGACAAUUGACUAUCAACUUUAUAUCAAUACAUUAAUUUUUUAUAUUCUUCUAUUAACUUCCACUAAUUUGAAACCAAUUAAUAAUUCUAUUGUGCGCUCCAGUAUCUAUUAUGUUCAAACGCCUGGUUCAUCAAUUUAUCCAUCUCCGCGUGGUGUGAAUGUUACUCGUAUCAAUGAUACGGCAAUCAAGGUGUCGUGGUCACCAAUCUACUAUCCACAUGUCGAACGGUAUUUGAUUUACUACAAUGACAAAGCGGAAAACAAACCAGAAAAUAAAUGGUCACUCUAUACACCAACGAAUCAAAGUGCAACCACGGCGGUAAUUGCUGGUCUUAAACCUGCUGCGAUGUAUAACGUACGCGUCAGUGCAGAAUUUUCAAAUAUCAAUAUGAAUGAUCCAUCCCAUGCAAUCGGAACUAGUCCACGCGAAGGUUAUCUAUCAGAUGUUCAUGUUGCUGAUAUUUAUCAUCGUACAAAGCAUACCAUUCAAUAUGAUAGUCAAUUAAGUCGACCCUAUAAUAUGAGUUAUACGGAUCUGACAUCAAGUAGUGUGAAAUUACUCUUUUCUUUCAAUGAAUUGAAUCUCGAUCCCCGUCGACAAAUUCAAAAACUCGAGGUGCAUUACGAAGGAAUACAAAAUUAUAUUGAUGGGUUAGGAACAGCGCGUACAACAACCCAUCACAAUUCUGCUGGUCUUAUUACGAUUCCUCCCACGCAAGGUACACGCGAAUGGUUAGUCACUGGCCUAGCGCCCAAUACGCGUUACACUCUUAAUUUAACCGGCACACUAACGACUUCCGAACAAUCAUCAACAAAAAUUUAUAGUCAGCCUGCGACAAUCCAGUUUUCGACAGACUACGAUGUUCCACCGUACGUUGAUCGACCGGAUCUAGACCGGCGAACCAUUUCGGGUGGAACUCAUCAGCAAGUUUAUCUUCGUUUACAUCGUGCGUCAACCAAAAAUGGUCCUAUUGAUCGUUACUAUGUCGUUGUUUAUCUGAACGACUCUGCCACGGCUUCAUCAUUCACACCACAAGAGGGCCGACGAGAAUGUUGCUAUACUGCUGCGGUAUUCAAUGAAUCUCAAUUACCGGAAAUGUUUAUUCUGGGCGAUGGAAAGGAAACUCGAGACUGGAAUCCCUUCUCAGCCAACACCUACAAUAAUUCUCCAAUAACUACUACCAGUCGAGUUCAACUUAUUUCAUGGGGUUUCAAUCGUAAAGGAGAGAAUUUGAUAGCAUCGAGUCCAACGAUUCUCGUCAAUGCUCUAUUCAAGUCACCGCAAACAUCGAACGAAGAAACAUUCAACAAUCUUCUGCGAAUCUUCGGAAUCAUCUUUUUAUUAUUUUUAUUUCUCAUUAUCGUCAUAUUUUUCUCAUUGAAAUUCAAUCGAACCAAAAGAAAGUCGUUAACACCACCUCCGGAAUGUGUACCGUUCGACCUAACUCCAAAAGUUCUAACAAUGGAAAUGCAAAUGCCAAUUUUACCUCCGACAAUAUCACCCGCUUCAUCGGGCGAACCCGUGGAAAUACGCCGUGUGCAACCCGUCACAAGUUAUUCUCCCAUACCAGUCGAAGAAUUCUCUACACAUCUCGAACAUUUGAAAGCAGUCGAUAAUUACAAGUUUUCUCAAGAAUACGAAUCUAUUGAUCCGGGUGAACAAUUUUCGUGGGAAAAUUCGAAACUUGAAUGUAACAAAACGAAGAAUCGCUAUGCUAAUGUGGUCGCCUAUGAUCAUUCACGAGUAAUCCUUCGUCCGAUCGACGGUGUUGCUGGUAGUGACUAUAUUAAUGCGAAUUAUCUCGACGGUUAUCGAAAACAAAAUGCAUACAUAGCGACGCAGGGUCCGUUACCAAAUACUUUCGCUGACUUUUGGCGAAUGAUUUGGGAAACGAAUUCCAAUUGUAUCGUAAUGAUGACUAAGCUAGAAGAACGCAAUCGUCUGAAAUGUGAUCAAUAUUGGCCCAGUCGAGGAAUGGAAACUUAUGGGCCUAUUCAAGUUACACUGACUGAUUUUAUUGAACUCGCUUCAUACAGUAUCCGAAUGUUUACAAUCGCUUGGACUGGCCAUCCAGAAAAACGAGAAAUUCGUCAUUGUCAAUUUACAGCAUGGCCUGAUCAUGGAAUACUAGAACAUGCAACUGCAUUUUUAAUGUUCGUUCGCCGAGUCAAAACACUCAAUCUGUCGGAAAGUGGUCCGACGGUUGUACAUUGUUCUGCUGGAGUUGGCCGAACUGGUUGUUUUAUCGUGAUCGAUGCGCUGUUAGAGAAACUCAAAUACGAAAAAACAGUUGAUAUUUAUGGGCAUGUCACUCUUCUGCGCGCUCAACGAAACUAUAUUGUUCAAACUGAAGAGCAAUAUAUUUUUAUUUACGAAGCGAUCCAUGAAGCCAUUCAGUCAGGAUUUACCGAAGUUCCUGCACGAAACCUACUUACACAUUUGCAGAGACUGCUUCAACCACUGAACGAUAGUUCAUUGACUGAAAUGGAAUUAGAAUUCAAGCGAUUAGCAAAUAUUAAAGCUCAACCAUCGAAGUUCAUCAGUGCCAAUCAUCCCGCAAAUAAGUUCAAAAAUCGUCUUGUGAAUAUCCUACCAUAUGAAAAUACUCGCGUGUGUCUAUCUCCUAUACGUGGAAUCGACGGAUCAGAUUAUAUCAAUGCAUCCUAUAUCGAUGGUUAUCGUCUACGAAAUGGCUAUAUCGCUACUCAGGGACCAUUGAACGAAACCAUAGAUGAUUUCUGGCGAAUGAUAUGGGAGCACAAUGUAACGAUAAUUGUGAUGCUGACGAAAUUGAAAGAAAUGGGAAGAGAGAAAUGCGCUCAAUAUUGGCCUGUAGAUCAAUCAAUGCGUUCAGGAUAUUUUAUAAUAGAUCCUUCAGGAGAAUAUCAUAUGCAACAAUAUCUAUUGAGUGAAUUCAAACUAACUGAUACACGAGAUGGACAAUCUCGAACAAUUCGCCAUUUUCUGUACACCGAAUGGCCAGAACAAGGUGUACCUAAAGUCGGAGAAGGAUUUAUUGAUUUCAUUGGACAAGUACAUAAAACGAAAGAGGGCUUUGGUCAAGAUGGACCGAUUGUGGUCCAUUGUUCAGCAGGUGUCGGAAGAACUGGAGUAUUUCUAACGUUAAGUAUCGUUCUCGAACGAAUUCGAUAUGAAGGUGUAGUGGAUGUAUUUCAAACGGUGAAAUUACUACGUACACAGCGACCAGCACUUGUUCAAACCGAGGAUCAAUAUCAAUUCUGUUAUCGUUCAGCAUUGGAAUAUUUAAGUUCAUUUGAUAAUUUGAUAUGA